Molecule: messenger RNA, 678 nt
Organism: Bipolaris zeicola 26-R-13
Lineage: Eukaryota; Fungi; Ascomycota; Dothideomycetes; Pleosporales; Pleosporaceae
Exons: 3
Coding region: 1-678 (225 amino acids)
Molecular function (GO): hydrolase activity, acting on acid anhydrides, in phosphorus-containing anhydrides; nucleic acid binding; zinc ion binding
Source: RefSeq, a predicted model, not a curated record
AUGGCGCGGAAAAGACGUGCUGAUGACGCGUAUGAUGGCGGCUCGUACUAUCGCGCACCAAAGCAGUCGCAAGCCCCCGAUGCAACCCAAGGAUACAGCCAGCAGCAUUACAACUACCUAUUCUACGGCGCUUUAGAUGACAAAAUCGUCGGCGUGAGGUACUACAAUGGAUAUGCUACCGAAGGAGAAACGGUGGUGCUGCGCAGAGAACCACACAACCAAUACGACGCAAACGCCAUCUGUGUCGAUAACGUCCGGGGAGAGCAAAUCGGCCAUAUCCCAAGAGGACUGGCAGCCAAGUUGGCGAAAUACAUGGAUGAUUGCAGUCUGCUGAUUGAUGCCCGAAUCACGGGAUACAAAGGUUACUACGAGUGUCCCAUUGAGCUCCUGCUCUACGGAACAGACGAUCCUGUACAGCGCCAGCAGCUCAUGGCUAGGAUGAAGAAGGACAGACUACCCGUCGGACCCAAAGAGGCCACCAAACGAACGAAGAAGAAGGAUGCGAAGGCCGUGGGGCCGAUUGAAGGUCCAGAGGCCAGCAUGGCCGAGUUUGCUGCGGGCUUGCCGCCGGCUGAUCCUUCGUUGACGGGGCCUAGUCUAGAGGAUAUUAUUCUCGGAAGCGAGCGAUUUGAUCCCAGAAACAUUGAGGAAUUCGUUGAGGAGUUUGGGGUUAAGUAG